AUGGUCAUGGAGGACGCCGUCUCCACGGAUUCCUGGCAUUUUCCCCCGCCGCAGCCACCGCCAUCACCGCCAUCACCGGCAUCAGAAUCCGCAGUAUCCUACGCAAUCACCCCUCCUCACCCCAACAUCGCCGUGCGCGCGUUGGGGGCCAACCGCGUCCUUUUGUGGACUUCCAAGUUAGUUGGACGGUACAUUCUAAACCACCUGAUGGGGCAACGUCUGUGUCGCGGUGGCUUUCACCCCGACCAAGUAGUUUGGUGCCUGACCAUUCCGGCCAUGUGGAGUGACGCCGCAAAAGAUAAGAUGCGCCAGGCAGCGCAACGAGCAGGGUACUUCCGUACGACUAACGCCUCGUCUUUGCUGCUGACGCUCGAACCUGAGGCGGCGGCCCUCUCCGCGACAAUGGCAGCGGCGGCGACGGAUGCCGUACCUGCCGUACCCGGGUCCCCCGCCGGGUCAUGUGCUUGGCAGCAGCAGCCGCAAGUCAGUAGCCACCAGACAACGGAAGCAACGGCGGCGACGGCGGCGGCGGCAUCGUCGCCUUCAUCCUCCCCUUGUUUGACCGGCGGCGAUGUACUGCUGGUGUUGGACUGUGGCGGAGGCGCUCUGGCGGGAGGCUGUUUCGUGGAUGACGCGCUAUGGGCCGUGUUGCGGAGUGCGGCGAUGGUGGGUGCGGACGCCUGGGACAGCUGGGUCGAGCAACACCCAGCGGAUUGGACCCACCUGCGUGACACAUGGGAGCAGGCAAAACGCUCCUUCCUAGGAGUGCCGCCGCCGCCGAUGCCCGACCUCCUCCGCCCGGCGGCGAUGUCUGCGGCUGUAGCGGCAGUGGCGGCGAGGCGGCCGACAAGCGCCGAAGUUCGUGGCAGUAGCGGCGCGGAGGCUGAUGGAGAGGGGGCGCUGGAAGACGAUGGGGACGCGGGGCCGCCCGAAACGGUCGUGAACGAGACGCCCGAAACGGCCGCGGAGACGGAGGGGACGUCGUACAUCCAUGACGCUGCGGAUGACGGUGACGGUUACCCCAAUGACGACAGCCUCGAAUGGGUCGUACAACCUCUACUUGGAGCCGACAUGCAGUACGAUCCGCAUGACAUGUACGGCAAGUACGACAUUUUAUUGCGGUUACCACAGAGCCUUGUAGAUUUGUUGCCAGCGCAAGCGCGCCAGGGGCAGCGGACGCGUCUGCCGUGGCUGCUGCCUUCUGCCGUACCUCCGGCGCUCGUACUGCCGGGUGCCCUCCUUGAGCAGUCCGUAUUCGGUCCGGUGGUGGACGUGAUCGUGGGGCUGGCUAAGAGGGUGGCGGAGGAGGGCCGCGGCAACGGUCUUCCCCCGACGAAGAUUCUCCCGGAAGGGGUGUGCCGUACGGGUGCGGGAGGUGCCGUACUGUACGGACGGGAUCCCUCCAGCGUUUCAGCACGUGCCGUACGGCUGAGUUACGGUAUAGCUGCUACAGCUCCGUGGUCAGAGGCGCACGAGGCCAGUCGGGCAGCUCGGGGCUACCCGGAGAAGGCGCACAACACCGAGGAUGGGUCCUAUUUCGCCGAUGACGUGUUUGCACCCUUCGUGCUUCGAGGCCAAGUAGUGGAGCCAGAAGAGGUCGUCGAGCGCUAUUUCGCUCCCCUGCAAAAGUCGCAGGACAGCAUAUUCUUCGAACUGUACGGCACACAUUCCCGUGACGCGUCGUACUUGAAGGAGCCGGGCAUGCGGCACUUGGGUAGGGCUGUAUUGAAGCUCCCAAUGGGCUGGGAGCAGUGCGAGGAAGUACGGCGUGUGGGCAGCUGGGGUUACAUCGUGCAGGGUGAACUCAAAUUUGGCGCCACUGAGAUUGUCUUGACGGGCCGCAACCCGCGAACCAACGAGACGGUCACGACCUCGGUGGAGUGGUCAUCUGAUGCAGCUCCAUCAGCGCCAUCGCAUCCGCGUUAG
Molecule: messenger RNA, 1926 nt
Organism: Volvox carteri f. nagariensis
Lineage: Eukaryota; Viridiplantae; Chlorophyta; Chlorophyceae; Chlamydomonadales; Volvocaceae
Exons: 14
Coding region: 1-1926 (641 amino acids)
Source: RefSeq, a predicted model, not a curated record